AUGGUGCACGCCAAAUCCAAGAAGACCGCAGGGUUGGGCAACGCCCUGAUGAACGAUCGCUUUGGCAAGGGUCGUGGCGCAGACAGGAAGAAGAGUACCAUCACCAGAGUGAACCACGCUACAGGAGAAGAGUACCUCACGAACGAGCGACAAGAAGCAUCAUGGGUCAAGAUGCGAUCAGUUACCGAGCAAGGCGCUCUUGACGAGUUCCUCGCGACCGCAGAGCUGGCGGGCACGGAUUUUACGGCGGAGAAAAUGAACAACGUCAAGAUCAUCCACACCGACCAAAAGAACCCGUAUCUGCUUUCUGGAGCAGAGGAAAGGGCCAUCAUUGGCAAGCAGAAGGCUCACAGAGGACGCUUGACAGUGCCAAGAAGACCAAAGUGGGAUGCGUCCACCACACCGGAGGAGCUGGACAGACGGGAGAGAGAAAGUUUCCUUGACUGGAGACGAGGCCUCGCCGAACUUCAGGAGAACAACGAUCUACUCAUGACGCCGUUCGAGCGUAACCUUGAGGUGUGGAGGCAGCUUUGGCGUGUCAUUGAACGAUCAGACUUGAUUGUUCAGAUCGUCGAUGCUAGGAACCCCUUGCUUUUCAGAUCCGAGGAUUUGGAGCACUACGUCAAAGACAUCGACUCGAAGAAGGAGAACCUGCUGCUGAUCAACAAGGCCGACAUGCUCACACUGAAGCAGCGCAAGAUGUGGGCAAAGUACCUGAAGGAGAACGGCAUUGCGUACAGAUUCUUCUCUGCGCAUCUUGCGAAAGAACUACUUGAGGCUAUGGAGAGCGAAGACGAGUCAGAGGAGGAAGAACCUGAGGCUGGCAGCAGCUCCAACGCUGCCACGAAGGAUGCCGCAUCCGCCAAGGACGAGAGCUCAGAGGAGGAUGAAAAUGAGCAAGAGAAGGACGACAAAGAGGACGGCGGCGCAGAGACCGCUCAGCCUGAGAUUUCGCAGCCGGAGGCUGAGGCUGACGUUGAUGACGAAGAUACGAGAAUUCUUACGGUGGAGGAGCUGGAGGAAAUCUUCCUCAGCCAUGCUCCCGAGAACGCAGCCGUCUACGGAAUCAAGAUCAAGACCCGCGCUAUCGAAGAGGGAGGCACUGGCACUCCUACGGCUCCGGAGUUGCUCCGCGCAUAUGCCAGAGCUAGAGGUUUCCAGACCCAAGGAUUGGGCCAGCCUGACGAGUCAAGAGCAUCUCGUUACAUCCUCAAAGAUUACGUUGCCGGAAAGCUCCUGUACUGUGAGCCGCCACCAGGAACAGUCGAGGGCCCAGAGUUCAACGCAGAGCUCUAUGACGAGACGCAUCUCCCUGAGAAGCGCCGUCGAGCCCUCAGCACGUCUAUGGACACCAUGUCCAUUGUGGACGACGAUAUUUCGAUAGCUCCCUCAGACCUAGCAGCUCUGCCGGCUGGUCCUAAGUCCAAGCAGAUCGACAAGGGUUUCUUUGGCCCCAACAGCAGUGGCGGUCACACCAAGAUGCCCUUCAGCCACAAGUACACGGAGCAGGGGCAGAAGCACUUGAGUGGAAGAAAGGCAAGAGCGAUGAUUGCUCUGGAAAGCGGAGUUGACCCCAAAGACGUGAAGCUGUCGUCCGGAAAGAAGCACUUUAAGGGAGGUCGGGAGGGGAAACUUUCAGGACUGACAAGUGGUGUUUGUGAGAUGUCGGUCAGGUUGGGUGCUGGAGACCAGGCAGGGAAGACAAGGAACUCCAGCAACUUGACGAUCUGCUAUCUGCAUCUCCCAACAUCCCAGCCAAAGGAAAAAGCCGCCAUGCCCGCUCAGAAGCAGAUCACGAAGCCAGAGGAGGCUGGCGAGUCUUCGACGUCCGCAGCCAAGAAGGCAUUGACUGCGGCGUCAAACGGCGUUCCUAAUUAUGAGCUUCCCUGGGUCGAAAAGUACCGCCCAGUCUUCCUUGACGAUGUUGUCGGAAACACCGAGACGAUUGAUCGCCUGAAGAUCAUUGCAAAGGAGGGAAACAUGCCGCACGUCAUCAUCUCGGGCAUGCCUGGUAUCGGAAAGACUACCAGUGUGCUUUGCCUGGCGAGACAAUUGCUCGGAGACACAUACAAGGAGGCUGUAUUGGAGCUCAACGCCAGCGACGAGAGAGGAAUCGACGUCGUCCGCAACCGCAUCAAGGGCUUCGCGCAGAAGAAGGUCACCCUGCCCCAAGGCCGCCACAAGCUCGUCAUCCUCGACGAGGCCGACAGCAUGACAUCAGGCGCUCAGCAGGCCCUCCGCCGGACAAUGGAAAUCUACUCCAACACGACGCGCUUCGCCUUCGCCUGCAACCAGUCCAACAAGAUCAUCGAACCGCUGCAGUCACGAUGCGCCAUCCUCCGCUACGCCCGACUCACCGACGAGCAGGUCGUCAAGCGACUGCUGCAAAUCAUUGAAGCUGAAAAGGUGGAAUACAGCGACGACGGCCUCGCGGCACUCGUCUUCAGCGCCGAGGGCGACAUGCGUCAGGCCAUCAACAACCUGCAGUCGACGUUUGCCGGCUUCGGCUUCGUGUCGGGCGACAACGUCUUCAAGGUGGUGGACUCGCCGCACCCGAUCAAGGUCCAGGCGAUGCUCAAGGCGUGCUACGAGGGCAAUGUCGACUCGGCGCUCGAAAGCCUGCGGGAGCUCUGGGACCUGGGGUACUCGAGCCACGACAUCAUCAGCACCAUGUUCAAGGUCACCAAGACGAUCCCGACGCUGAGCGAGCACUCCAAGCUCGAGUUCAUCAAGGAGAUUGGAUUCACGCACAUGAAGAUUCUGGAGGGCGUGCAGACGCUGCUGCAGCUGAGCGGCUGCGUUGCGAGGCUCUGCAAGCUCAACAUGGACCCCAAGAGGUUCGAGGCUCCCUCAAAAUGA
Messenger RNA from Colletotrichum costaricense, 2859 nucleotides. Its product is annotated as replication factor C. The coding region runs from base 1 to 2859 and encodes 952 amino acids. Gene Ontology annotation, molecular function: DNA binding; ATP hydrolysis activity; GTPase activity. The record is from RefSeq and is a predicted model, not a curated record. The transcript is spliced from 7 exons. Gene Ontology annotation, biological process: ribosomal subunit export from nucleus; DNA replication. Gene Ontology annotation, cellular component: cytosol. NCBI's taxonomy places the organism in Eukaryota, Fungi, Ascomycota, Sordariomycetes, Glomerellales, Glomerellaceae.